Molecule: messenger RNA, 1521 nt
Organism: Caenorhabditis remanei
Lineage: Eukaryota; Metazoa; Nematoda; Chromadorea; Rhabditida; Rhabditidae
Exons: 5
Coding region: 1-1521 (506 amino acids)
Biological process (GO): zinc ion import across plasma membrane; intracellular zinc ion homeostasis
Cellular component (GO): membrane
Molecular function (GO): zinc ion transmembrane transporter activity
Source: RefSeq, a predicted model, not a curated record
AUGAUUAUUGAUCUGUCCGAUUUGGACAAGCCAGUGAACGCCUCACAGCUCAUCCAUCAGGUGCUCCAUGACGCUUUUCUCGCCGCAGACCUUGGCAACUACACAGAAGCAGUCAGCCUGCUCGACAAACCGCCCGCGUGGCAAACAUGGGGAAUCGGUUUCGCAAUCAUCUCGGGAUGCAGUUUCUCCGCUCCACUGGGUAUACUGCUCCUCCCGUUUUUAUCAAAAUCACUAUAUGAACGGAUUAUGACAUUUCUGGUGGCUGUUGGAAUCGGUGCACUUUCUGGGUCGACGAUAUUCAUUAUGCUACCCCAGGCAUUCCAUUUGACCUCGUUUGAGCACUUUGAGUAUCAUACGAAGUCACUAAUUAUUCUAUGUGCGUUAUACGCAUUUUUCACAGUGGAUCGGAUGUUGCAGUAUAUUUUAGAGUUUAGACGGCGCCGCCAAACAAAACGACGAAUUCACGCCUCCACUAUCGCCUCUCUUAUGAAUACCCCAACCGCAAAACGGAGAGAUAACGGUCACAAUGUCACGGAGGAGACCAUCGCUCCAUCGGAUCCCCCAACUAUUACUCAUUUGACUGUACCGGAUCUCCACAAUCAUCAUAGAUUUCGUCGCGAGUCUGAGCUCUCCGAUGUGGAGAGAACUGAGCAGCAGGAGAAGGAGAUGGCAGAACUGGCGAAUGAUUUAGAGAUGGCAUUGACCAAUAAUGUGUUGGCAAGAACGUUCUCCACCCGCCGUCGUGUCGCCGUUGUGAGCGGUGGCCUCGACGACAUCGAAUUCAGAAACCCCAGACACCCCCAUCACUCGAAUGGACACACUUCCCAAUUCCUCGACGUUGUCAACAACGAAUUCCACCGUAGAAUGACACCACUAUCAUCGAGACCUGGUAGUCCUGUGGCUAUAAAUAUCGACGACCAUAAGGAGAGUUACGAGAUGAAACCGAAGCAUUCUACACAGGAGGACAACGACGCGAUGUCAGUUUCCAUCAGGGUAGUAGAGAAAAAAGUGAUCGAACCGGCAGCGAUGGAAGUGGCCUCUGUAGCCUAUAUGAUAAUUUUCGGGUCAUCCGCCAACAAUUUUGUGGAUGGAAUGAGUAUGGGCGCCGCGUUCUCCGACAACCUCCUUCGUGGUCUCAGUAUCGGAAUCGCUGUGAUUUCGCAACAAUUCCCACAGGAACUUGGUGUGCUGGCGAUUCUGAUCAAGUCAGGAUUAGGUAUAAAGAAGACGUUGCUGUUCAAUAUGGUGCCGAUUGUGUUGAGCUAUUUGGGAUUCUCGGUUGGUGUGAUGCUGGAUAGUGUGGAUGAUUCGUAUGAUGAGUACAUUUUUGCGAUAUCGUCUGGAAUGUACAUGUACAUCUUUUUAGGCACUUUGAUCCCCGAAAUCCGAGAAUCCACCAACGAGCUCAUCAAGGAGAACCUGGCGGAGAGCAUACUAGUAUCCAUCCUUCAAGCCUGUGGCAUCCUCUUUGGAACCACUUUUAUGUACUUUAUGAGUCGGGUGAACUCUGUUGAUUUCUGA